UCUUCUUUCUCCUCUCUUGACUGGAGAAAACUUUCCUCUUGCCCCCCACCACCUCAACCUCCCCACCUUCCAGACUCCCCCAUUCCCUCACUAAAGUUGAAUAUCUCCUGGUCUUCUUUGGCAUACUCCUCCCCUUUUCCUCUUCCUCUAUUUCCAUCUCCAGUUCUCCAUUAAAAACGCUCCCUUCCCCUCUAUCCUCUAUAUCCAUUUCUCUGUAGAUAAUACCAAAAAAACCCAUCCCUUCUUUAUUCCAAUUCGUUUUUAUUAAUUCCUGUCCAAUCUGAUCAAACCCAAGAUCAAAGAAAGAAAAAGAAAAGGGAUCAAUGGCUGCUAACAAGUUUGCAACCAUGCUUCAUAGGAACACCCACAGGAUGGCGGUGAUUCUGGUGUACACCCUCCUGGAGUGGAUCUUGAUCGCCCUCCUCCUCCUCAACGGUUUGUUCUCUUAUCUGAUCGCCAAGUUUGCCGACUUGUUCGGCCUGAAGCCCCCCUGCCUGUUUUGCUCGCGGGUCGACCACCUUUUCGAGCCCGGCCGCGGUCGGAGCGCCUACCGCGACCUCCUCUGCGACGCCCACGCCGCCGAGGUCUCCCGGCUGGGCUACUGCUCCAAGCACCGGCGGCUCGCAGAGGUCAGCGACAUGUGCGAGGACUGCUCCUCGUCGCGGCCGGCGGAGGCGGACCGGACGGUGGCGCUGCUGUCGUGGAUGAAGAGGAGCGAGGAGGGGGAGAAGGAUCUGAGGUGCUCUUGCUGCGAUGUCAUUCUGGAGAGCGGCUUCUACUCGCCGUAUUUGCUCCUGAAGCCUUCUUCUUGGGGGGUGCUGGAGUAUGCCCAGAAGGAGAAUUUGGUGGCGGAGAUAGCAGAGGAUUGUGAAAGGACCGAUAAAGGUGCGGACUUUGAUCAAGAAAGGGACAAAGUUGCGAUCUUUGAUCAAGAAAGGGUGGAAGAGGAGAAGAUGGCGUUGCAGGAUGAUGGCGGUACGGCCGAGGAGAGGGAGCAGAAGAAGGAUGAUUUGGGUGCUCUCGUUUCAGAGCUAGAGGUGGAGCUGGAGCUAGAAGGUGAGGCUCUAAUUCAGUUCUCUGAGACAUGCCCCUUGGUGGAAGAUGCUUCUUUGCAGAUCCUGACUCAGCAUGUGGAGAACAUUUCGGGUGAGGAGCGGCUGCUUCCAGUGGAAUUGAUCGAUUCCAUAACCAUGACCAAGAGCUCUGUUUUGUCUAAGAUCGGUGAAGAAGAUAAAAGGGAGGAUGGAAAUGAUCAAGUAGAGACAAAUGACGGGGCUCUUGAAAGCACAAGCACUCCAGAUGAGAAAUUGGCAAUGGCUUCAAUUAUGGAAAAGGCUGAUGUUGUUGAAAUGUUUUCUUCUGUGCCACCUGCUGUGGAGCCUGAAGGGGAUUGCUCGUCUGAUCAUCAACAAUGUGCCGUUUCUCAAGAAAUUCCGACUCCAGUGAGCCUGCGAGACAAUGUUGAUGUUCAAGUGGAAGAACCUGUAGCUGUUGAAGAUAUUGCUGGACCACGAGCUUCUGAAGAAGAUGCUAAGGUGGCUGACACAGAGACUAAUUGUGAGAUAUCUAUAGGAAGUGAGAUAUGUGACGAAGAGCAUAUUGAUCAGGCCCAUUUUCAUGAACCAAUUCCUCUGUCUGUGGAUGUACAAGGUCAAUGCUCGGAAAGCUGCAAUGAAGCCAUUGAUAAAGACCAAGCACCUGAAACUGAACCAGUGGUUACCAUUGCGCAAAGUGCAGACCGCCUGUCUGUAUCUGGGGAGUUCAAUGAGGCUGAAGAGGAGAGAGCACCGGAGACACCAACUUAUAUUGAAGGGAUUCAUGGUUUACAUAAGAGGUUCAUGUUUGAAAGGAGAGAAGCUGGGACUGAGUCUGUAGAUGGAAGUGUCGCCAGUGAAAUUGAAGGAAGUGAACCAUUGACUAUGGAUCGCCUUAAAUCUGCUCUGAAAGCAGAACGCAAGGCCCUGAGUGCAUUAUAUGCUGAAUUAGAGGAAGAGAGGAGUGCUUCUGCCAUAGCUGCUAACCAAACCAUGGCGAUGAUAACUAGGCUUCAAGAAGAGAAAGCUGCAAUGCAGAUGGAAGCAUUGCAGUAUCAAAGGAUGAUGGAAGAACAAUCAGAGUAUGAUCAGGAAGCUUUGCAACUUCUGAAUGAAUUGAUGAUGAAGAGGGAGAAGGAGAAACAGGAUUUAGAGAAGGAGCUGGAGGUGUAUCGGAAGAAGAUUCUUCUUUAUGAAGCCAAGGAGAGGAGAAGGCUGGCAAGGAAUAACAAAGCCAGUGGUAGGAGUGGAACAUCUUCUGCUUCUUCAAGUGCCGAAGACAGUGAUGACCUCUCAUUUGAUUUCCAUGAAGGGGAUGAGUGCUCCUACAGCCUUAACGAAAGCAAUCAAAACACUCCAACUGAUGCUGUUUUGAAUUCAGGGACAGAUGAUGACACUGCAAAGCAUCUAAUUACGCUUGACGAAUCCUUGGCUGAUUUUGAAGAAGAGAGGCUCUCCAUACUAGAGCAGCUCAAGGCAUUGGAGGAGAAACUUUUUACAUUGGAUGAUGAAGACUCUGAUAAUGUGAAAGUCAUGGGACAUUUCUCAGAAGAAAAUGGGCAUGCGCCAAAUGGGAAAUAUGAAUCUCUAGGCGAUGAUGUUGACGAUGUUAUGAAUGGUUUCUCGGAUGAUUUGGAUACAAAGGAAGAGCAUCAGUAUGAACAGAGGAGCACUGGUUGUAGAGGAAAGAGACUUCUUCCUCUCUUCGAUGCGAUUAGUAUGGAAAAUGAAGAUGGACAAUGCACCAAGCAUGCCUCAGCUGAUAAUGCCCCCAAUCUUGCAAAAGAGCAGAUGAAGCUUGCAAUUGCAGAAGAGGUUGACAAUGUCUAUGAGAGGUUACAAGCUCUCGAGGCAGAUAGAGAAUUUCUCAAGCAUUGUGUUAGCUCCUUGAAGAAAGGAGAUAAGGGAAUGGAUCUUCUUCAAGAGAUUUUACAACAUCUUCGAGACCUGAGGAGUGUGGAACUUCGAGUCAGGAAUGCUGGUGAUGCUCUUGUUUCACUAUGACCAAGUUAGCACAAAAUCGAAGAUGGAUGCUGCUCGAAUGAAGUUGACUGGUGGUGUCAAGUCGGCCGUGAUAAGCCGCAGUGAUGAAGCCAAAGCUAAGGUCACAUAGAAGAUGACCAGUGGCUCAAGAGAAAGGCUGGGAGUAUGGUGUCAUGUGAAUGUUUGGUCAUGCCAGGGGAGGGAUUCCCUGGUUCUCAAUGUUUUGUUGGUUGCUUUAGCAUGUCUUGUGGAAGCAGGCCAGGGAUGCAGUCUGCCUUCCAAAGCCCUGGGUUUUUGUGGGCUUUUCCUUUCUUUCUUUUCCUUUCCUUUCUUUUUUCCCCUGUGGGAACUCAUCCCCUUCCCUGUAGGGCAAGGUGGAUGAGGCAGGGAAGGGUGGUAGGUCAGCCACUCAAUGAUGUGAGUGUGGUAGAAAUCAUGGCUUGCAAAGCUGGACAAAGUCACAUAUUCCACUGCCAGCUCCAUGGCCAGGUAUACAGCAGUUUAAAAGAAAAAGUAGGGUGAGUGGAGUUCCUUUUGUUCUUUUAUUUUUUUAUUUCUUUUUCUGAGAGAGGGAAAUGUAAUGUAGUUGUAUGAUGCUCUUGGAACAUGGGUUUUGCGUAUAUGUCUGAUAUACUUUGUAAUGUUUGCUAUCCUUUGAUGCCAAGCUUCAUGAAAAAGAAUAUAUGCAUA
This is a messenger RNA of Elaeis guineensis (African oil palm), 3707 nucleotides long. RefSeq names its product myosin-binding protein 3. The record is from RefSeq and is a predicted model, not a curated record. Gene Ontology annotation, molecular function: myosin binding. NCBI's taxonomy places the organism in Eukaryota, Viridiplantae, Streptophyta, Magnoliopsida, Arecales, Arecaceae.